Molecule: messenger RNA, 2445 nt
Organism: Chaetura pelagica (chimney swift)
Lineage: Eukaryota; Metazoa; Chordata; Aves; Apodiformes; Apodidae
Gene: TERB1
Product: coiled-coil domain containing 79
Exons: 20
Coding region: 1-2445 (814 amino acids)
Biological process (GO): meiotic attachment of telomere to nuclear envelope; homologous chromosome pairing at meiosis
Source: RefSeq, a predicted model, not a curated record
AUGGAAAAUCAAAAGGUGCAGAAAAAACAGUGUGAUAUGAAAACAGAUCUGAACUUGCUGCUUGAAUGCCUUAAAUAUCAGAUGGAUUGCCCUGUAUCUCAGAAAGAGGCUUUGAUCACUAUUUAUUCAAUUUGUCAACAAAACAGUGAAGCGAGCGAGUAUUUUAGAGAAAUUGGUGGUUUGAUGUUUAUAAAUGAUCUUGCAAAGUCAAGUGUUCAUUGCAUAGUAAAGGAAGCAGCUUUAUUCACAUUAGGAUUUAUUAUAGAGAGUAAUGUUUAUUGUCAACAAACUUUGUGUACUUCUGCAUUGUUCGAAGACCUCAUUUUAUUUUUAAUGAAUAAGGAUUCCAGUGUGAACUUGAAAAGAAUGUCUGUUUAUGUCAUCUUAGUACUGGUUUCAAAUAAUAAAAGUGGUCAAACCUAUGUCAGAGAUACAGGCUGCAUUAGUCUUCUGCUACAGUUAUUCAGAACAACUCUCUCCUCAUCUGAGAUGAAUCUGUCAGAUGAAAAUACUAAUCAGUGCUAUCAGCUUUGGUCUUCAGUGUGCAGUACUCUCUGUGCCUGUGUUAACAAUCCUCAGAAUGAAGAUAAUCAAAACAUCUGUUGUUCAGUCUUUCCCAAAUGUUUAACUUUUUCCUAUGCCAAAGAGUGGCUUGAAAUUUGCACAGAGCCUGAGAUAGUUCGUCCUAUUUGUUCAUUUGUUGGUCUCACAGUUGCAAAUAACUCAUACGUGCUUAAAUAUUUUGUUUCUGUUGGAGGAUUGGAUAUGUUGGCUAAAGUUCUCCUCAAGCUGAUGCAUGACUCCUGUAUGAGUCAGUCAAGCACAAAACUAGCAGUAGUAGUAACGAAGACUCUGGAUGCCUGCAUUGCUAAUGACUCUGCUAUGGGUGUUGUCUUGACAAAGUAUCACACUGUGUCAGAGCUGCUGAAGCUGCUGUCCAAUGAUACUCUUGAUACAGGAGAAAAAAUUAGUAUUCUUCUAACAAUCGGACACUGUACUGAAGUUUGUGAAGAAAACCAGUGUGAACUGCUCCAGAACAAUGGUCUCCCACUUAUGAUUCAGGUAUUAACAGAGUCUCAGGAUGAGGAGCUAAACAAAGCUGCUACUUUUGUGCUGCAGAACUGCAAACAAAUGACCGAGCAAUUGUCUCUGAAAAUAAAUGACAAUUCAUUAAAUGUGAACAAUGCUGAAGAGCUGGACUUGCAAGUCAGAAAAAGAAGUCUACAGGACUACUGGAAGAAAGCAAAAGAAAUUUUACACCGAAUAAAGUUGAUUGAAAAAGAACACGAUGAGGAAGGAAGGCAAGGAAGAGUAUUCAUAGAGGGAUCUUCAGAAGCCAAUACUGAAGCAUCAAAAUACCAUGAAGUGAAUCCUGCUGAUUCAAAUGCUUUAAUAGAAAGAACACAUGAAGUAGGACAAUGUCCACAGCUGACCUACACGUUAGAUGAUCAGGUUCUCAUUCCAUCUGUAAAUUAUUCUCCACUUAAAAAUGAAAUAGUGAAUGCUGUGGAGUCAGUAAAUGCUGCUGUCAGACAAAGCAAACAGAGUAAUAGUCCAUGUGCAGCGGAAGAACUGCAAACCCACCAUGUACUUCCAAGUCCUGGUAUGAAUGAAAAAACCGCUUGUGUAAAAAAUCAGUCUGUUCCUCAAGUAAGUGGACGUUGUUUUAAAAAACCAGUGGAAGUUAAUAAAAAUAUGAAACAGACAUGCACAUCAGAUCAACAUUCACUCUUCUCAGAGAUAACCAGGGAAGGAAAAAGUGCUUCAACUACAUCUGCAUCCCAUAAAGUAGCAGAUUUAAGGUGUUUAGGUUGCACAGCAGGAGGACUGCCCUUCAAUAGUAGAACUUUUACCAAGAUGUUGCAAAGCUGUCCCUACAAGUGUGACCAUCACAAAGUCAUUCUGGAAGCUGAAGAAAGAUAUAAAAAGGAACUUCGCAAGCUGGUUGUUGGUAACAACAGUAGAUACGCAGCUCAUGAGCGUAUUAUUUUGACUCCCAUUAGAAAAAACAAAUCCAGCAUUUCAAAAAGAGAUGAACACAGCAAAAAUACUAGGUUGACUGAUGACUAUAACUUGAUACCUACAUAUGACAAGUCUUUCAAAAAAACCCAAGAUGCUAACUUGAAAAGACAAAGAGUCAAAGAAAUGUGUGACCAGCAAUGUCAGCACUUAAAAGAAAACUGCAACUAUCCACUUGACAAAGAUGAGAACAAUGAAAUAUGUUCCCUGGAGAUGGGCACGAGAACUUUAACCAAGAGAAGAAGAACUCGAAAAGAUUUCACAGCUGAAGAAAUUAACUGUCUUUUGAGUGGAGUAAAAAAAAUGGGUAAUCACUGGAAUUUAAUUUUGUGGUCUUACCCAUUUCAGAAAGGACGGACAAGUGUUGAUCUUUCCAAGAAGUACUACAGGUUACAGUUGCAAGAAGAAACUGUUUUGCUGAAAUGA